Paramormyrops kingsleyae is the source of this 4250-nucleotide messenger RNA. Its product is annotated as C2 calcium-dependent domain-containing protein 4C. The record is from RefSeq and is a predicted model, not a curated record. NCBI's taxonomy places the organism in Eukaryota, Metazoa, Chordata, Actinopteri, Osteoglossiformes, Mormyridae.
CGAACCAGCAUCGAAAGACGCACACGGGAUUUUAUUUUUAAUGUAAAGUGUUUCUUCUGGAAAGCAUGUAGGAAACACCGCUGGAUGCUGACGGCCACCUGAGGAUAAACGCUGCGCUUAUCUGAUUGGCUGACGGAAAGCUGGCAGCCGCGGUUUGCGCAUAUAAUGGGCAGCGGACGCGCUGAGAGCCGCCUUGGCGGUGCGAGUUUGCGACAAGUUGGAAGGAAGGAUGCAGCGCAAGUGACGGAGCCGCGGAGACGCCUGUUAGCAGCGCUGCAGACCCCCACCACCCCGCAAGAAGGACAAUCUUUUAACUCCAGUAAAGUCCUGUGAAAGCAUGUGGGUGCUGGACAAGAUCCGUGGAUCGGUGGAGAAUAACGUGCUGCGUCAGGGCGACGGUGGGGACAGGCAGGGCAAGGCCGCUGCCUACAGCAACGUCCUGACGCCAGACAAGAUCCCCGACUUCUUCAUCCCUCCCAAGCUGGUGAGUUGCCCCCCGGAGGUGGAGACGCUGGACGCCAAGCCUAAGGAUGUUCCGCAUCCCUCCACCUCAGAGCAGGCCAUCAGCGGCAAGAAGCCCCAGGGCAGCCCCCGGUUGGUCAGCAAGCUGGCAGGAGAUACCAAGAACCUCUUGAAGGCGGCCAAUCGCCACAUCAUCCAGAUCGAGACAGCGGAUGAAGCGGUGGCUGGGGACACCAAUGCCGAUCCUCAGUCUCAGACGGCCAUGUCCCUCCCCUACGUCCCGAAGACGCAGACGUCCUACGGCUUUGCCACUCUGAUGGAGAGCCCCCACACUCGCAGGAAGGAGUCCCUCUUCCACAGUGACCACACGAGUCCCGCCACUUCACCCAACUCCCAACGCAAAUCCGCAGGCAAGGGCGCCGCUGAAGGCAACCACCUGAACCCGGCGGACUUCAGCGCCGCUCACAUGAACCCGUACCGCUACUUCAGCGGCGGCGAGAGCGACACUUGCUCCUCGGCGGAAUCUUCGCCCUUCAGCUCCCCGCUGCUGUCCCGCUCCGCCUCGCUGCUCAAGAUCCUCACCCACGAGACGCAGGCCAAGGUGGUGAAAGCCAAACGGACCUUCGCCCGCCACAGCUCCCUGUCCACAGAUGAGUGCAGCUCUGCCGAGCCCAGUCCCUGUGUCCAGCGCCGGAUCCACUGUCCCAUGGCUCCCGGUGGGGACCACCUUCCGGGCCCAGACCGGCAGCACCGGGAGCACACGGUGAACCUGCACAAGGGCGGCAACCUGCGCCUCUGCACCGACUAUGAUCCCGGUGCCGCCCGUCUGCGGAUCCGUGUCCUGGCGGCCGAAGACUUGUACGACAAGCUGUUCGACACGAAGAGCAUCAACUGCUGCGUGGCCAUUUACCUGAACCCAGGCAAGCUGCAGAAGCAGAGGAGCACCAUAAUCAAGAAUAGCCGCAACCCCAUCUUCAACGAGGACUUCUUCUUUGACUCUGUGCCUUCCUCCCAGUUGAAGAACCUGGCCAUCAAGAUCAAGGUGGUCAACAAGGGCACCAGUCUGAAGAGGGAUCUUCUGCUGGGGGAGAGGGAGAUCCCACUGGUGAAGCUCCUCUCGGGACUCUAGGUGUGUCGAUACCCCGGGACAGGACAUAUUGACCUGGUUCUCCUUAGAUCUGCCCAGCUGGUCAUAGGAUCAAAGGAACUUUCUAGUUAUGUAAGCUUACAUUUUCAAGAGAGUUUAUGUUUAACUGAUCAAAACACAAGUCAACGUUUUAAGACACAUGCAUGCUGUACUCUGUAUUUCAUACAGUUUAUUGAAUCUAUUUUUUGGACGCAAUUUGCCACAGCCAACAGUGAUGACCGAAUGCGUGUGUGCAAUUCGUUCUCGUUGAAACAAAUUCUUUGAACAUUGAGGCCCUUUGAUGUCUCAUUGUAAUCUGAUGUGCAAAUGCAAGCUUCGAUUGUGAUCACAACCUCUGAUUUUGGAGGAGGGUGGGUGGCGUAUCAAAAACCAACCACUGGAAACCUGGAGAACAGUUUAACGAUGUCACUGUCUUAAUCUCCUUCAGCGUUUUGGGAGCCUGCGAGUGGGACUCGUUAUGCCUGCCUCUUAAUCUAAAUCUGAUUCAGCUUCUAUCAGUUUGACUAGUAGUUACCUGAUUAUCUGAGUGUUAUUACAGAAUAUGAAUAAUGUCACCCAUAAGCCUUACUAAACAGCACAUUUGUACAUUGUUUCAUUAUGUUGCAUCAAAAAUAUUUUCAUUUAAUCUGUAUAUGUUUAAACUGUAUAUAAUGUAUGUCACCUCAGUUUUUCCACCAAAAAUAUAAAGUAGCUGUCCAACAUUUCGGGGAUUUUAAUCUUAUUUUUCUGCCUUUAUAAACUGUAUCUGUGGAGCAUUCCACAAAGCUUCUUGGAUGUGAUUUUUUUUGUGAUAUAUUUUUUGUGCUUUUGACUUUAUAGCUGAUUGACUUCCUUAAAUAUACUAUUUUUAGUAUGAAGUUGGUUUAGACCGAUGUCUGCUCUGCCCAAAGGAGAUGAGUAAGCAUGUAAAAAUAGAAGCUAAUGAGGGUAUUAUUGUUGGUUAGUUUCAUUUUUCAUUCUGCCCUGUAAUCAAAUUAUUUCUAACAAAUCUCUGGCCUUAGGUGGCCAGCGGGUCUCACUUUUAUCUCCGUCGCUCACAUAUUCAUCACCUCCUGGGGACGUGGCAGACAGCUUUAACUUAUUGUGGCCAUUUGCUGAGGAGAACUGGUCCCCCCGUGAGUUGGUGCUAACGUGUCCUUACAGGAGGGUGAGGCACUAAUAAGUAGCUUGACAGAGGUUUGAAUCGGAGGAAAGAUCACCCGCUGCUUUUGUUUGUCCUGCCAAAUCCUGGAUUGUCACAUUCAGGUUAUUUUAGGUCAUAAGAAUCAUCAGCUGGAACAGUAUUUGUCGGUAGUGUGUGUCGGGAUGGAAAUUCUCGUUCGACAGAGCCACGAGCAGAUGUGAAGCUUGUAUCUUCAUCAUGAAGGCUGCUCUGCUCCACGCUUAGUGUUGUGUGCUGUGAUUGGUUCCUGCUUAAGGGGCUCUUAUUUCCGUGAAACAUCCAUCAAAAUAAAUCAAGUACAGUCAGGUGAACCUAUGAUGUGUUGAACUUCAGGUCAUCUCCUCAGUGUGGUCGUGAUCAUUACACCUAUGAUACACUGAGCUGUACUCUGUAUAUUAAGUUUAAAAAGAAUGUUGUUUUUUAAAAAAGUGCCUGUAUGUAGGGUCAACUUUUAAUGGUAGCAGUGAAAAACUAAUGGUCUUAGAAAGAGUGGCUUAGGUAGACUGUGUACCGUAUAGUAAAGUCUUUGUACUGACUAACACACUCACAUGAUUCCUGCUUAUAUCUGACUUGCCUUCUGAUUCUUACUCACACAUGACUGUAGCAUGCAUGCACGCUAGGGUCCUCUUAAAAAUAAGUAGUUCAGACAUUAAUCAGGCGAGAUGUCACACUGUUUGAUGACUUUUGCUAUUUGAUGUGCCAUGGCAGACAUAUUACAGGGAAAGGCUGCCGUUUUGAUUGGCAUUCUCUUAAAACAGCACCGUGUGCCAUAAAAACAAGCCUGUAGUUUACGUGACAAUCUAGCUUUGCUGAACCAAAUUAGAGUAAAUGCAAUUACAUGCUUGGAAAUCUGUAAUGAAAUCUAAUUAAACACUGGCCUGAAAUCUCAUCUUAACUGUAUGCUGUCUUAUAUAUUUGGACAAAGAUCUGAUUUGUAGUGUCCCUACACAUAAUCCAUAAUGUGUGUUCAUGUGACUUUUUACCUCGUUAAUUAGAAAUUUAAACAUCCUGCUGUAUUUUGAUUAGCCUCAGCAGUACAGGUUGUGAUUCACAGUUUAUACUGAAAUGAUGCAUGGUGCGCUGACUGUGCUAAUAUUUUUGUCUGCCUACAGAUUAAUAGAUAUUUAUGCAAAGUAUACUGGAUAUUUAAUUACUCGAGGGCAUAGGUAGAAAUGUCACACCGAAAAAGAACUUUUGUACAUUUAUUGGAAGGAAAUACCAAAGUUCUUGAAUAUAGGGUGCGUCCUUAUACACUGAAAUGACCACAUUUUACCUGAUGAGGUAGACAUUUGUUCUUCUGAAGGUUAUGUCUGAAGAAGUUAAACAAGAUCUCAACGCUACAGUUCUAUUGUAAAAUGAAUGUCCAUUUGCUAGAUUGUAACGUCUGUAGGUAUGUGUGAGGUCCAUGCCAACACACUCUAAUGGGUUAUUGAUGUACUUUUCAGACUGUGAUUGUAUGUGAUACCUUGAUUAAAAGCA